Molecule: messenger RNA, 1366 nt
Organism: Filobasidium floriforme
Lineage: Eukaryota; Fungi; Basidiomycota; Tremellomycetes; Filobasidiales; Filobasidiaceae
Product: putative DNA processivity factor
Exons: 7
Coding region: 177-1217 (346 amino acids)
Biological process (GO): regulation of DNA replication; translesion synthesis; leading strand elongation
Cellular component (GO): PCNA complex
Molecular function (GO): DNA binding; DNA polymerase processivity factor activity
Source: RefSeq, a predicted model, not a curated record
CGACGCGUCGCGUUUCGACGUUCCACCAUCGCAUUCAAGCUUCAUCAUCUUUCAUCAUCGAUCUUCCACCUCCUUGUCCUCCUGCCAUUCCCUACCGAUAACCAUAAGCUCCUCGCCGUUGCAAACCCCUCCUCCUUACCUGCCUCGCCUACACCAAACAAACUAUCCCGCCCAAAAUGCUCGAAGCGCGAAUGCAACAAGCCUCGAUCUUGAAAAAGUUGAUGGACGCCAUCACUGGUUUGGUCUCGGAGGCCAACUUUGAGUGUAGCGAGACGGGGAUUGCCCUCCAAGCGAUGGACAACUCCCACGUAGCCCUCGUCACCGUAGAACUCAAAGCCAACGAAUUCGAACACUACCGGUGCGACCGCAAUAUCCCCCUGGGGAUCAGCUUGGCCUCGUUGACCAAGAUCUUGAAGUGCGCCAAGGAUACCGACGAGCUGACGUUGAAGGCGAACGAUGAUGCCGAUACGUUGGGGUUGGUCUUUCAGAACGGGAAAUCCGAUCGACUCGGCGAGUACGAGAUGAAGCUCAUGGACAUUGACCAGGAACACCUCGGAAUCCCCGACACGUCUUACGACGCGACCGUCACCCUCUCUUCGGCCGAGUUCGCUAGGAUCUGCCGAGACCUGAGCGCACUCGGCGAGUCGGUCAGGAUUGACGCCAACAAGGACGGCGUCAGGUUUACGUGCGAGGGAGAGAUUGGGAACGGGAGCGUGCUCUUGAAACCUUCUGGGUCGGGCGUCAGGUCGGGCAAGGUCAAGAAGGAAAAGGAGGGUGGUAGGAAGAAGAACAAGGUUGUUGGCAGUGACGACGAAGAGGAAGAGGAGGAGGAUGACGUCAAGCCCAAGGUGGAAGAUAGCGACGAGGAAGCUGGAUCGGACGCAGAGCAGGGAGAGGACGAGGAAGAGGAAGAAGAGGAGGACGACGCCGCAGCCAGCAAGAAGCGAAAGGCCGCUGCCAGCAAGGCGUCCGAGAAGAAGACUGCUAAAAAGGCCAAGGUGACCGAGGGCGAGGAGGAGAAUGGCGUCAGCAUCGUCCUCCAGCAAGCCGUGUCCCUGACCUUUUCCCUCAAAUAUCUUCAAAACUUUGCCAAGUCGGCCCCGCUCUCGAGUCAUGUCGUCCUGAACAUGAGCAACGAGGUGCCAUUGUUGGUCGCCUUUGAGUUUGAGCAGGGACACAUCAACUUUUACUUGGCUCCCAAGAUCGGCGACGAGUAGAAAGAAAGAGAACAUCAAACCCUACGGUCGAUCCGUCUUGCCGCUACAUUUUACGUGUCCUCGCCUCCCAUACAUCCUCUUUCUUGUAUUGUAUCGAAUCCCGGGGUCUCUUGCAUAUGCCGAAAUCAAUUUAAUAUGGCUCGUCUUGA